AGAUCGCUCUUGGGGCUGUCGAGUCACAUCUGAUAUUGCUGGCCAUGCUUUUCGCAGAGUUUUGGACUUUCUCGCUCUUCUGCGCCCUGGCACUUUCAAAGGCAGGUGCGCGUGUUGUGAUGCCUACAUUAUUUUGCAGCAGCGAAAACACAAACAGGACUUGCGAAGAUAUACUGGAAGAUGAGAUUCCUUCGCCGCCCUGUCCAGAUGCAGAAGCCCGCAGGGAAAUAUCUUCUUCAACUCCUCAAUUGAUUACACUCAACUUAUCCAACCAUCCAUUACCCUAACAGUCAACAAGAGUAGAAUUGACUAUGACAGAUUAGAUAAUAGUGGUUGGUCAGGCUAUGUCGUCGGUUAUAAAGACUGUACCAGCAACCUGGAUACCUAUGCUAUAUAUCUUCAUCACGGCUUCCUGAUGGUUUCAAAGCUGAUGAUUAUGUGCACAUUGUGAACCCCGUGAACCCUGAUUCUGAGUCGGAGGGUUCACGCGUAUCUGUUGGAGACCAGUGUAGCUUCUUUGGGUGCUUUGUGUAUAAGGAGGAAAAACUAUAUGAUAAGUCAUGCGAAAAGGAAGUAAGAGGCGCCAUUUUUGAACCGCACAAUGUUACCAUCAUGGCAGCGUGUGAUACUGAACACAGUGUUGGGAAUGGAAGUAUUGGGUUUGCGAUUCCACAAGAUCGCACGCAGUUCUUCAUCGAGGGCACAGUUGCCAACGUGACAUGUGACGAGGGGUUUGCGGCUACCUAUGGAGGUGUUAGUGAAUGCCAGAGUGACGGAACAUGGAAUACUACAAGUCUACCAACCUGCGAAAGUACGUAGGCACUAUCUGUGAAGCAGAUAAGCCACUUCACAAAUUAGACUAAGGCAUGGGUAAAGCUACUGGUCUGGUGAGAUAAUCUCUUUCGCAGCAUAACACAUGUUUGGUUACUAAAGCACGGAUAACAUGAACUACUGAUUAUGUUUGUAACUUCCACUACAGGACAAUGUGGUGAAUUGAAUAUGAUCGUCGAUGAUGGUAUAGCGAAGAUAAGCGAUGAGACUCGCAUUGUUAAUACAACCAUCACAGUCACUUGCUAUGAUGGGUACUACCUCUCUGAAGAGAACACCCUUACCUGUGGUGAGGAUGGAAACUGGAAUACCCCAAGUCUAUCUUCGAGCUCGUGCUUGCCACUAAAAUGCCGUGACCCAGACAUAAGAAAUGCUACAACUCGGCCACUUCCUGUUGAUGGAGGCUACUACUACCUAGCCAACACCAGUGUCACAGUCACUUGUGACGAGGGUUACGCUGGAGGUGGUAACAUCACCUGUGGAACUGACGGAAACUGGACUUCCCCAGUCCCAUUAUGUUCAAUAAUUGAAUGCUCUGAGCUGGAUGCAAAAGUGGACAAUGGGAAAGUAAUAGUGAACAGGCCAUAUAAUUGGGAGUAUUGGAAUGUACAAGAACGCCACGUCCCCGUAAGAACCGUCAUGAGCGUCACUUGUGACUGGAGUUACACUGGAGAUGACAGCAUCGUCUGUGGAAAUGAUGGAAACUGGUCUGCCUCACUCCCAUCAUGUUCAAAAGAUCAUUUGCCAGAGAUCAUCGGGAUUGUAAUCCCUAUACUGACACUUCUGAUCACUGCUCUUGUAUUCAUGCUCAUAUUCUACAAGUACAGGACCUAUAGAAACAACAAGAUUCGGAGAUUCAACCGUUAUUUUACCAUUCAAGCAAGGAAAGAGUCUUUGGAUCCAAACUUUGCUCCCAUAGACCUUAAUCCACACACGAAACUAUCAAUCUCCCUGUCAAUUCGAACAACUAAUGAGUACUACGAAAUAACGGCAGACUCUGUCGCAACUCCAAUGACCACCACACCACUGCAUGGAGGGGUUGUGGAACUGGCCAAGUCACAGUCAGUAGACAAUGUAUCGAAUCUCCCCCUUGGACACACCAACAUAAUGGCAACUACUGAACCCUACAUCAAGGAUACCGAUUCUGUGUCUGCAGAGCCAACCAACAGAAGCUGCUCUUCUCUACCAUACACACUGUACACGCAGCAUGAAAAAGCAGACGCCGGUACGAUCGCCACUGAACCCUCGAAAAAUGGAGAGGAACAUGCAGAUAUAGCCUUCCAUUUGAGUGACAGCUCGUCAGGCGUACAGAGUGGCAAGGGAGUGUACAUUGAUCAUUCCUGUAUUGGAUUCGAAUUCACAGACACUCAGUCGUCCAGUGUCUAUCCAGUCUCCAGUCACAAGCCUAGCUAUGAGCCUUGCCCCGAGGAAUCCACAGGAAGUUGCUUUACUUUGACGUCGACAUACCAGAGAGUAAGUUCACUCUACUACUCCACCAGACAUCCAGACUCUGCAAUUACUGAGGGGCAAACAGAUACGACCCCCCAUUACGAGGGAGGCUACACAAACAUUCCGGAAAGCAUUACCCCCCUUUCUCCUGAAACUCCAAGCGCUGUGACCCUAGCCUUUGCCACGGUGGGCCAGCCUGCAGGUAUCCAGCACAGCAACAUGUCCAUCUCUGACUCUGCCUCUCAGCUGGAAAGCUUUGAACCUGAACCUCCCUACGUAAACUCCUGCCACUCUGGCUCCAGCUAUUUGGGGCAGUACACCAUCGAGUCGGCUUCCAGCUACAUCGGGGAAUCGACAACAACUGGCUACGUGGCGGAAUCGAGUGUGGCCAAAUCUAGCACUGGCUACACGGGAGGGUCGAGUGUGGACAUUUCGAGCUCUGAAUACGUAAGUGAGGACCUUGUGGGUGAAGGCAAUUACCCAUCUCACGGGUACUUGAGCUAUGCAGAACCUGGCUCUCAGUAUCGAGGAACACCCAGCUCUACAUACCUCACUGAAUAUGACCUUUGUAACAGCAAUGAUCACAUGCCUACUGAACCACUGCCUAAUGACACAGCAAGGCUUCCAGGAACCACUCAACCUACCACUGAUCAUGAGACUAGCUCAGCCCGUCAGAUGAACUCAGGUCUUCCUGGCUAUGUUGCCCUGCCAAACACCUCAUCUACUGCUUAGCUCUCAGAAACCAGUAAACAAUCAUUAUCAUCUCCAUUCUAUAUAGCAUCAAUGUGUUUCAUUUUUUGCUUGCUAAAUUUCACGUUGACAUCUUUUUUGACAGGUACAUAAUUAUUAUGACUAUCCAAACGUUAGAAAUUGUUUCAGUGCUGACUA
Molecule: messenger RNA, 3165 nt
Organism: Geodia barretti
Lineage: Eukaryota; Metazoa; Porifera; Demospongiae; Tetractinellida; Geodiidae
Source: the annotation of a GenBank genome assembly